Motacilla alba alba is the source of this 3393-nucleotide messenger RNA. It is a transcript of the gene JAZF1, whose product is annotated as JAZF zinc finger 1. The transcript is spliced from 5 exons. NCBI's taxonomy places the organism in Eukaryota, Metazoa, Chordata, Aves, Passeriformes, Motacillidae. The coding region runs from base 496 to 1227 and encodes 243 amino acids. The record is from RefSeq and is a predicted model, not a curated record. Gene Ontology annotation, cellular component: nucleus.
UCCCGGCCCCAGCAGCUACCCCGGAGCAUCUCCCCUCGCCCCGCCGGCCGCAGGAGCAGACCCCAGCCCCGCCGCUGUCUCCGAGAGGCUGAGAGGGAAAGUUCUCCCCGCUCUCCAGCCCCACGCGGGGCCGGACGAGGCGACGCGGUGUCCCCCGGCGGCGGAGGGCGGCGCGGGUGCCCUGCUCCUCCCGCCGCCGGCGGCCGCCGCCGGGGCAGCACAGCUGUUACAGAGCCGCGCUGGUCCCUCCUCCCAGCUGCGGCUGCCUCAUCUCCCCCCACCCAGCCCGUCCCUCCCCUCCGCCGCUCCCGACGCUGCUGCUGCUGCUGCCGCUGCCGCCGCCGCCACCUCCUCCUCCUCCCCACCCCCACCCUCUCUCUCGCUCCCCAUCUCUCUCUCUCUCCGUCCCGUUCCCCCCCUGCCCCCGCCUCUCCCCGCCCUGCCGCCGCCGGCCCUGGCAGAGCAGGCACCGCAGGGGGAUCUCGAUGUAACACCAUGACAGGCAUCGCCGCCGCCUCCUUCUUCUCCAACGCCUGCAGGUUCGGGGGCUGCGGGCUCCACUUCCCAACCCUGGCAGAGCUCAUCGAGCACAUCGAGGACAACCACAUCGACACAGACCCACGUGUAUUAGAAAAACAAGAACUUCAGCAGCCAACCUAUGUUGCUCUAAGUUACAUUAACAGAUUUAUGACUGAUGCAGCUCGACGUGAGCAGGAGUCCUUGAAGAAAAAGAUUCAGCCAAAACUCUCUCUGACGUUGUCAAGCACAGUGUCCCGUGGGAAUGUAUCUACUCCACCUCGCCACAGCAGUGGAAGCCUUACUCCUCCAGUCACCCCUCCAAUCACUCCCUCCUCUUCAUUUCGCAGUAGUACUCCUACAGGUAGUGAAUAUGAUGAAGAGGAAGUAGACUAUGAAGAAUCAGACAGUGAUGAGUCCUGGACUACAGAAAGUGCUAUCAGCUCUGAAGCUAUCCUUAGUUCAAUGUGCAUGAAUGGAGGGGAUGAGAAACCUUUUGCCUGUCCUGUUCCUGGAUGUAAAAAAAGAUAUAAGAAUGUGAACGGUAUCAAGUACCAUGCCAAGAACGGCCACAGAACACAAAUCCGCGUACGCAAACCAUUCAAAUGUCGCUGUGGAAAGAGUUACAAGACAGCUCAGGGCCUGCGGCACCACACAAUCAAUUUCCAUCCCCCCGUGUCUGCUGAGAUCAUCAGGAAGAUGCAGCAAUAACAUGCUGGUCACAAAUGUGCCAAGAAAUCCUCACCAGCAGUUGCUGAUUUUGAGAACAGCCACCUUUUUCAGGGGAAGCACUCAGCAACCCUUUAAAAAAAUUAAAUGCAUGCUUUAAAAUUUUCUGUAAUUUUGGAAUGAUGUAUCUUUGUAGAGUUAAUGAUUUUGUACAUUUGCACAUGUUAUCAUCUUACCCAUUUUCAUUACUUUGAGAUAAGGUGCUAUAAAAGCUAUAGGUUCUUCAGAACAUUUUUCUCCAAAAAAAAACAAAAAAAUAAGAACUAGGGGGACGUUGCGUAUUUAGUUGUACUGACGUGUGGGACAGGAGCGCGAGGAGGAGAGCUUGGCACUGACAUCCUUUCAAGAUUGUAACGUGAUGAAGACUUUCGAUGCAUCUGUCAAUGUGUGUGCAAAACCAAAACAGUACCGCCCUCGUCAAACUAUAGUUAACAUGCCUUACAUAACGGAGUUAUCAGUGGAGUAGCAAGUCUUUUAGGUAAUGGAAAUAUAAAUAAGAAAGAAUGUUUAACAUAAUAUGCUAAAAAUAUUUUCAUACUUAAAUAACAUACAUAAAAGGUGUGCUUGCUGUAUUUUAUAUUAUCUUGCAAAUCUUUUUUUUUUCCUCCCUCUUGAAAUGCUGAAAACCUUGCCAUUCGAACUAGUAAACAAUCACUUUAGUGUUAGCAAUUACAUUUUUUUCUCUGUACAAGAUGCCAUAUUAUGUUCAUGCCCAUCAAACUUUUGAGGACCAAUAUCCCAGUCCAACUAAAUAUCUACCCCUGAACUAUCUGUUAGAAAGACACUUGGAAAUACUUAAGUGCAAAUUUAUGUGUGUGUGAGAAACAAUUAUCUUCAUCUCAGAUGAAGUUUUGAAGCACUUUGUAGUUCUCUAUUGCCAACAGAUUUAAUGUUUUAUGUGUUGCCAAUUCUUGCAACUACUGUACGAGCAUGUGCUGCGGUUGCAAAUAAAAAUGAGAAAUUCAGCGCAUGGUUUAAGGAGGUCCGUUAGUUGUGCUAAGGGAGUUAAAAUGCCUCUCCCUCACGUUCAUUGUGUUUUGAGAUUUUCUUUGUGCAUUUUUUGCUUCUCAUUGUAGGUCACCGCAUUCCAUUUGGAAGUCUCUGUUUAGCUUUACAAUUAAUUUUGCUGAAAUAUGACAUUUGAGCCUUAUUGAAGAUUAAGUGCUUCUUGCAGCAGGUGGUCAGAGACUGACUUAAAAGCCAACAUGAGAGCGCUUCGUGUCUGGACCAUACCUGAACAUUUGUUGCUUGCCAUCCUGCCUUGAGCAUUCUUCUCACAAGUGCUAUUCCUGGAGUUCAGCUGGCCAGGAGCAGAGGUGGGCACCCUCCACCAGCCCUAGCCUGAACACUCCUUUGCCUGGCAAGGGUGCAGGAGGAACUCCCAGUUUUAACACAGUCAUCGCCUUGGCUUGGUUCCUGUUCUUUUAAGUGCAAAAGAAAGCUCACAUAAAGGAGGAAUGAGCUUUCCCUAUUUUUUUUCCAAAGCUUUAAAGGAAAACUUUGUAAGGAUGACAAUUACCUUUUCUCCAGCAGAGUAAAAGUCUCAUUAAAACACGUAAGAAUCAUCCUAAUGAGAAAGUGUUUAGAACAGCCAAAGUGAAGCGAAACAUCCCUCUCUCAGAUGCCAGAGAGGAGACCGUGACAGCCGGGUUUAAAGGAUGAUCCAGACAUGAGAGUUACUGGUACACACAAGGCCCCAAGUGGCCACUUCCCACCUUCUGCGGCUUUGGCAACAGAUCUGGCCAGCAAACACGUUUUGGCUCUGCUCCUAGUGCAAGAACUACAGGCUGGGCGAGUUCGUUCAACAGCUAAACAGUUGUAAAACGUCAUUGUUGCAUGUAAAUUCCUUUCAACUAUAAAACUGAAAUUCCAGUUUCUAUUUACCUAUUCAUUGUGACAGUAUUAUUAAACAGGUAAAGAUGGGACUAUUUUGUUAUACUGUGUAUAGUGAAUGUAUUGUACUGUGUCUGUGAAAAGUGUGCUUUAAAUUAUAUUUUCAUAUGUUUUGUUGGGGACAAAGUACUUUAAGUUUGAAAGUGACAGAGGUUUGUUUUAGAACUGAAGGCAACUUAAAGAAUUCCUGUCAGGAAAGCUGCUUAUAAAUGUAAAUCAAAUCACAUUUAAAAUAAACUGCCUCUGACCUAAAAA